UCGCCACUUCCAGGCCACUCGGUCCCCGUCGCCACCCGAUUCUCCUCCGCCUGGCACCUCCAUGACUGCAUUUUGCUUUCUGGGAGAUUUCCGGCCUAAUUGGCAGUUUUUGCGGUAGCUUUUACCCAAUUCUUGCCCGGUUUUGGACACACUUGGCACUCAUUUUCUCAUGCGGUGGGGAAGUUUCCAGAGACUGGUGUGUUGGGUUUGCGAGAGGAGCUGGGAGCUUGCGACGGGCUGAUUGCAGUGGGGGAGUGGAAGAUCUCUCGCGGGAAACUGGACAGGGUUUGAGUGAUUCAAUUUCGUUGGAGCAAUUCUCAGGGAUUGAUUCUGAGCGGGAGCCGUGGUGUGAGGUUUGUAAAGGAGGGGGUGGUUGGAGUUGAUCGUUCAGGCUGAGGUUGGCACGAGCGUGUUGUUCUUAAGGAUUUGGCUGCAAUCUGUGGCGAAGGGUGUAUCUGCCAGGGUCCGCAGACAUGGCGAUGGCACCUAAAACGAUUCGUAAAGCAGUGCGUGGUCUGAAGGACACGAACAGCAUUGUUAUUGCUAAGGUUGGGGUGAGCGGCACAAAAGCCCCUGAACUCGACGUUGCACUCGUGAAGGCGACGAGUCACGAUGAUUACUUUGACGAGAAGUAUGUCCAAGAUAUUUUUAACCUAACAUCGAAUUCCCGUGGCUACGUGAAUGCAUGCGCCAGGAAACUGGCCAAGAGGUUAGCCAAGACUCGCGAUUGGAAUGUGGCAUUGAAAGGCCUCAUGCUCACUCAUCGUCUUCUCCGGGAUGGUGACCCGAGCUUCGAAGACGAGCUGAUACAUGCGUCUCAGCAUGGCCAUCGCAUUCUCAAUCUCUCAGAUUUUCGGGAUGAAACACAUUCAAAUGCCUGGGAUUACUCCGCUUUUGUUCGAAGCUACGGUUUGUUCCUAGACGAGCGGUUGGAUUCCUCGAUACAAGUCUCAGGGAAGAGGCACAACCGGCGGGGUAGAGGGGAGAUGCGAGGGAGGAGAAGAUCCGCUUACAGCAAAUCUCCCGUGAGGUCGAGAUAUGGAGGUUCCCCAAGUCGGAGCUCUCGUUCUCGCUACGGCGGCUCGCCUGAUUCUCAAGGGUAUGUUUACAGUGAUGACCGGCGUCACAGCAAUUAUGAUGGUGGAUUGUCACCCCGGUACAAGCAAAAAUCUGGACGGAGAGAUGAUUUUGACGAGAAUGAAGAAAACAAUGACGAUGAUGAUGUGCCAGUCAAGGAGAUGACUUACAAUCAGGUGCUGGUGAAACUUCCUGCUAUGCAGAGAUUAAUGGGACGUGUGCUAAGAUGCAGACCCGCAGGCGCCGCAAAGACAAACCGCUUAAUCAACCAAGCUCUGUACCUCGUUAUCACUGAAAGCAUUCAGCUCUACAGGGAUUUGUCUGAUGGUUGCGCUGUUCUUCUGGAAGCUUUCUUCGACAUGGAGCAGAAAGAUAGGGCUAAAGCCUUCGAAAUCUAUUACACCUUUGCCAAACAAGGCGACGAGCUAUACGAGCUACACAAGCAGUGCAAGUAUCACGGCGUUGGUCGGUCUUCUGAAUACAUCGACAUUGAGCCUGUGGCGAUGGAGCAGCUCGCGAGUCUAGAAGAGUACCUAAGGUCCAAUGCGCCGGACCGAAACAGAAGUAAAAGUCCCCAGCCUGCGCCUCUGCAACUCGAGUACAAACCUGAAACCCCUGAGCCGGCACCGGAGCCUGAAGCUCGCCCAGCUUCUCCUUCUCCACCUCCAGUGCAAGAGGCUCCUGCUGUUGUCGCCGAACCGCAGCCAGCGCCGACACCAUCUCCAGAACCUGUUGGAGAUUUACUGGACCUCGACAAAGCAACAAUCUCUGCCGAAGACCAAAGCAACAAAUUCGCUUUGGCACUGUUUUCGACGUCCUCAACCGCAACUACUACGGACACCUGGGAGAGUUUUGACAACUCCAAAGAUCAUCAAAGUGCUCUUCAAAAAUUCGACGCCGCGGAGUCUGGCAAAGCGGGAUGGGAGCUUGCCUUGGUAGCGUCUGCGAGCGACAUCUCAAAGCCCCUUCCUCCCAACCGUCCCAUGGCCGGUGGGUUCGACCCCUUGCUCUUGGACAGCAUGUACAGCCACGGGGAGGUUAUCCAGAAACAGGCAGCCAGCGCUGUUCCGUCAGGAAGCGCAAGCAGCGUCGCCAUUCCGAACCGACCUCAGUCGUCCUUCUUGGCGUUACCUGCUCCUCCUGGAGGAAUGCCAUUACCGGUUAACGGGGAGGAUCCAUUCUCUGCCUCCACCAUGAUUCCCCCACCUCCGUAUGUGCAGAUGGCAGACUUGACUACAAAGCAAGAGCUGCUCACUCAGGAGCAGAUCAUGUGGCAACGCUACCAGAUGGAAGGGAUGCGUGGCGAGGCCAGCUUCAUGAAACUGUUCAGCAAUCCAUACGCUGCAAUGCCUGCCCCGAAUCCUACGAUGUACCAAAAUCCUUAUCAGGUCGGCAUGCCCGUCGGAACCUAUCAAUUCCGGUGAUGAGUUGAAUUGCAGCUGCGGCAACUAGUAAAUUUUGCCACUGACCGACGUAUUAUUCUCGUAUUCAUUUACCUGUACAUUGUGAAGAACGAUUUAGCUCACUCUUGCUCCUUGGAGCCUGUAGGCACUAUUCUUUUAUAGUAGGAAUGAUGUUUGAUUGCGUGUUGGAAGCGGAAAGACGGUUUCUGUGCUCCCCUUCAUUGCCCUUAGAUUUUUUGAAGGACUUGCAAUGGUUUUUUGUGUUGGUUCCAUUGUCCGUCACGGUGCAAUCGAUUUCAACUUGGCACCGUGGCGGGGUAAAUCUCUCAGAAAAAAACGAUGGAAUGAUUACCCAGCUACCAAUUCAGCUUUGUUUCCAGAA
This is a messenger RNA of Physcomitrium patens, 2862 nucleotides long. Its product is annotated as putative clathrin assembly protein At4g32285. NCBI's taxonomy places the organism in Eukaryota, Viridiplantae, Streptophyta, Bryopsida, Funariales, Funariaceae. Gene Ontology annotation, cellular component: clathrin-coated vesicle; clathrin-coated pit. Gene Ontology annotation, biological process: clathrin-dependent endocytosis; vesicle budding from membrane; clathrin coat assembly. The record is from RefSeq and is a predicted model, not a curated record. Gene Ontology annotation, molecular function: SNARE binding; 1-phosphatidylinositol binding; clathrin heavy chain binding.